AUGGAGAUCCGUGCUGGGCGCAAGUCCAGCCAUUGGAUUUGGUACGUUUGGCCCAGCCUGGUGGGAGUCCGAAAGACUUCGCGACCACAGUACUCCUUGCGUGAUCUGAAAGAUGUCGAGAGCUUCCUGCGCGAUCGCACGCUGCGACAGCGUUUGAUGGAGAUCAGCGAGGUGGCGCAUGGGCAUCUCUCAAAUGGCGUCAAAGCGGAGGCGCUCUUCGGUGCACGUGUCGAUGUGGAGAAAUUUCGGGAGUGCUGCACUUGCUUUGCCCUGGUGGCCCUCUCCACCGGCGACCGGCCGCUGGCUGAGCUGAUGAUGCAGUGCUUGGCGUCGCUGGGAGGGGCGCUGGAUAGCACCACGGUGGAACAUUUGAGCAAGGAGCUGAAGGACUUUGCCGAGGUGAAGUCUGUCGAUGAUCUUCAUCCCCUGGCGGCCCUGGCAUCUGAAGCGCCUGAAGUUGCGGUGCCACCAGAGACGGGACAGACCGACAGGGGUGCCGACGACUCCAUGGCGUAA
Molecule: messenger RNA, 516 nt
Organism: Cladocopium goreaui
Lineage: Eukaryota; Dinophyceae; Suessiales; Symbiodiniaceae
Source: the annotation of a GenBank genome assembly